Molecule: messenger RNA, 1338 nt
Organism: Cloeon dipterum
Lineage: Eukaryota; Metazoa; Arthropoda; Insecta; Ephemeroptera; Baetidae
Product: protein yellow-like
Exons: 5
Coding region: 51-1139 (362 amino acids)
Source: RefSeq, a predicted model, not a curated record
CUAAAACAGCAGCGGAGACCAUCUCUCUUCUGUUGGACGAGGCUGGAAGCAUGACCCCGUUUUUCGUAGCCAUUUUCUUGCUGGGCCUUUCGUCCCUGGCCAGCGCCGUCAACUUCACUCAGGUCUUCGAGUGGCCGGAUGGAUUCGACUACGAGUGGCCGUCGGAGGAAAGGAAGGCACAAGCCUUGGAAAAUGUGACUUUCAAUCCACGGCACAUCAGUCCUAGUUACUUGGCUGUCUACGGAGAAAGAAUCUUCCUCAGUCUGUACAAAAACGACGAUGGCAUUCCGGCGACUCUGGUGACUUUGCCCAAGAGCGGCGCGUCCUCCGCGUCCCCGAAACUCAAUCCAUUCCCGUCGUGGGACAUGUAUCUUAAUGAAUCGGCUGCAAACUGCAGCAUCAUCGACUGGGCGCAGGGGCUCCAAGUGGACUCGGUUGGAAGGCUCUGGGUGCUCAACAUUGGUAGCGAAAAUUGCGAUGGCAAACUUUGGAUUUUCGACUUGAACAACAACAAUGAAAUCGUUCUCAUUCAUUCUUUUUCUUUUGACGGCUGGAUGCACGAUUUGGUGCUGGACGAAACGCCCAACGGAACGUUCGCCUACAUCUCGCAGUCGGGUGAACGACGCAUUGCCGUGUUUAGUUUGGAGAGAAAUGAAUCCUGGCUUGUGGACACUGAAAUAAAGGUUUUCUCCAUUACGUUGUCCCCUAAGCAGCAGGAACCGAGACAGCUCUACCUUGGCAAAUACGACUCCACAGAACUGUAUUCACUUUCCGUCACCCCGCUCCGCAACGGAACUGAUUAUGUAGAUCCGGAACUUUUCGGAACAUGGUCUGCAUCGCCAUAUCGCAUGCAGGUGGACAACCAAGGGACCUUGUACGCCGGCUUAACCUGGCAGCAUUACAUUUCCUCUUUGAACUCUACCCAGCCUUCAGAGGAACAACGUAUUUAUGAGGUAGAAAAAUCGGGCUUGCUUAGGUCGUUUACCUUCUCCUUGGACCAAAAUGGAACCUUUUGGAUGUUUGUAUUUGAUCAUCUAGGAAGGCCAAGAUACAGGCUUUUGAAUGCUGCGGUCGGUGCAAGAUCAUUUGGGGGCACGCCAGAAUGCUCCGGUUCGUGUCACAAGAAUGAUGCUGCCUAAGGUCAAGAGAGUGUCUUUGCAAGGAAGGGCGAAAACUGCAGCCAACCCUGGCUGCGUCCACGACACCUGCGACCUACCCUGGGAGUGCACCUAUGCCCGCCCGACUCCAUGCAAAGCUCUGCGACCUCGAAAACGAUUGUAGACUUGAGUAGUGAUUUUAGUUGUUAGUUGGGAUAUUAAAUGUUUUUCUUGGAAUUUA